Molecule: messenger RNA, 7570 nt
Organism: Paramisgurnus dabryanus
Lineage: Eukaryota; Metazoa; Chordata; Actinopteri; Cypriniformes; Cobitidae
Gene: letm1
Product: leucine zipper-EF-hand containing transmembrane protein 1
Biological process (GO): intracellular monoatomic cation homeostasis
Cellular component (GO): mitochondrial inner membrane
Molecular function (GO): ribosome binding; calcium ion binding
Source: RefSeq, a predicted model, not a curated record
CAUCGCUGGAAUCACCGAGGAGGGUGCAAGGACAUCAGCCAAACGCUUGGGACUAUGACUUAUGUGGAUGGUUCAUAAACUCGCAGUGUAUUUCUACUGUACGUCCACUCAACUUUAUUGUAAAUCAUACAUUAACGUUAAACGCCUUCAGCCAUACAGACGGGACCAGAAUGGCAUCGAUAUUCCUCAUCAGGUCUCGGACUUCGCUGUUGACAACAUCUAGAUCAUUAAAGAACGAAUUCAGAAAAGGAAAGUUGACCGAAGGAGCGUGCUUCAGUUGUACUGCACUGCGGUUAGCCACAAACAGUCCUGCUGUUCUUGGAUGCAGCCUGCGGCCUCAUGCAUCAUCUCUACCGCACCCUGAAUUCUCAUCGAGUCAGCACUGCUUGACCAGGUCACACCGUAUGUACUGUGCCGUCUUAGUACCUGACCACACCCUGUCAGGCCACAACCACUUCACGCAUCAUAGGACGAUAGCUUGGCCAGAAAGCACUUCCGUUCGGUGGGUACAUACUACAGGCCGCCUUCAUGACGAUUCAAAAGUUGAACAGUCUUUACGUUCACUAAAGGAUCGGAAUAAAAAGCUCGAGGAGGGUGGGCCGGUUUACAGUCCGACAGUGGAUGCGCAGCCGGUGAGAAGGUCGAUAGGGCAACGCGUCGUUGAUGAGGUGAAGCACUACUAUCAUGGAUUUCGUCUAUUGUGGAUAGACACUACCAUCGCUGUGCGCAUGCUCUGGAGGAUACUGAAUGGAAACACUCUGUCACGCCGCGAAAGGAGACAGUUCCUGAGGACAUGUGCAGAUGUUUUCCGACUGGUGCCCUUUCUAGUUUUUAUCAUCGUUCCCUUCAUGGAGUUUCUGCUUCCCAUUGCAGUGAAGCUUUUCCCUAACAUGCUGCCGUCCACCUUUGAGACACAGUCCACAAAGGAGGAAAGGCUAAAGAAGGAGCUAAGGGGGAAGCUAGAGAUGGCCAAGUUCUUGCAGGACACGAUUGAGGAGAUUGCACUAAGAAAUAAAGCAGCCAAAGGCAAUGUGACUGAAGAGUUCUCCACUUUCUUCCAAAAGAUUCGUGACUCAGGAGAGAGACCCAGUAAUGAGCAGAUCAUCCGUUUCUCUAAGCUGUUUGAGGAUGAACUGACUUUAGAUAACCUGACACGGCCGCAGCUGGUGGCCCUUUGCAAACUGCUGGAGCUUCAGCCCAUCGGCACCAACAACUUCCUGCGCUUCCAGCUUAUCAUGAAACUACGAGCCAUCCGUGCAGAUGACAAGAUGAUAGCAGAGGAGGGUGUGGACAGUCUGAAUGCGAAUGAACUACAGGCGGCUUGUCGUGUGAGAGGAAUGAGAGCUCUGGGUGUGACAGAGGAUCGGCUUCGAGAGCAACUUAAACAGUGGUUGGAGCUUCACCUGAAUCAGCACAUCCCUACGUCUCUUCUGCUGCUGUCUCGUGCCAUGUUCUUGCCCGACACGCUUUCGCCUGCAGACCAGCUCAAAACAACUCUACAGAACCUGCCUGAGAUAAUGGCUAAAGAAGCACAGGUGAAGGUGGCCGAGUUGGAUUUUUCCAAAGUGGAUAACAAGACCAAGCUGGAGGCCACGCUGCAGGAGGAGGCGGCAAUCCGAGAGGAGCACAGAGAGAAAGAGCUGGAGCGGUUGGCUGAUGCAAAGGAGAAAGCAAAGGAACAGGCUGCACGGGAGCUUGAGGUGCUGGAUGCAGAUGGGAAGGUGGGUGCAGAACAAGCUCUGUCCAGUGCAGAUGGGGCCAUCCAUUCAGAAACACUACGAGAUACCGCACCGGUGCUUGAGGGAAUUAAGGGAGAGGAAAUCACCAAGGAGGAGAUUGACAUGCUGAGCGAUGCCUGCACCAAGCUGAAGGAGCAGAAGAAACUCCUCACCAAAGAGAAGGAGGAACUGGAGGACCUGAAGGAUGAUGUGCAGGAAUAUAGUGAGGACCUGGAGGAGAUUAAGAGAGAGCUCUCUAAGACAGGCCAGGAGAAAGUGGUGGAGGAAUCUAAAGCAAGCAAACGUCUGUCAAAGCGAAUCAAUCUCAUGAUUGGCCGAAUAGAUAAGAUCAUGAAUGAGCUGGAGAAGGACAAGGUGGUGCUAGAUGGUCAGAUGGACAGCGAAACCACACCUCCGAUAGGAUUGUUCUUUGAGAAACGUAGUAACUUUCCAAGCAUGUUCCUGUCCUACAGGGAAAAUCUUGUCAGCAUCAAUGAGCUCAUUGCCAUCAUGAAGCAGAUCCAGAACAUUCCAGAACACAAGCUGCUCAGCAUUGCAGACGCUCUCGAUGAAAACAAGGAUGGCAAGAUUGACAUUGAUGAUGUCAUCAAGGUCAUAGAGCUGAUCGAUAAGGAGGACAUCGAUAUCUCCACCAAUCAGGUGGCAGAGAUCAUGGUGAUGCUUCAGAAGGAGGAGAAGUUGGUGGAGAAGGAAAAAGCCAAGGAGAAGGCAGAGAAAGAGCAGGCAGCUAAAAUCCAAAACUAGACUUAAAACUGACAGCGCCACGUAAGGAAACGACCACGAAGCUAUUAAAGACCACGAAUGUGCUUAAUGUGUUUCAGAGAGAGGCGAAACUAAAGCUGUAAUUAUUGCUAUAUAAUGUGUUUCUUUUUGGUUGUUCAGAGAGAAAAACACUUGUAAAAGGUUUAGAGAGAUCUUUCCCUGGAGUGUACGGUUUUACAUGCUAGAACAAAUUUUGCUUUGUUCGAGACUGUUGUGUAAUGACUGAAUUGACAAAUUUAUUUAUUUAUUAAUGGUAAUUCAGAGAUGAAUUUUAAAAGGAUAUUUGUUUUGAACAAAAAAUAGUUUUGACCCUUAAAAAUGGUCAUUGUUUUUACAAUUCUGUUUUGUGGAAGCUUUAAGCAUCAAAAAUUAUUUCGAAAAAAUAAUGAAAACAUUCUCAUCGACAACCCUUUGGCAGUGAUGUCAUUUCCUGUGAUCUGAGGUCAUUUCCUCUCUUUGCACAUUACAUCAUUCCACGUUUUUUCAUCUGUUUUUUCUUUUAAGUGCUCGGUUCAUUUACAUGAGAUUGUCAAAUAUUGCUCAGAAGACAUUCAGCUCAUACUCUUGUUUAUCUUAACAACCAAAGACAAUUUGUUGUACAGGUUGUGCUUUAUUUUGUCCUGUGAAUGCAACUAAGCCCCGCACCUUUUAUGCUGCAGAAAUGUAUCGACUGAAAGUCAGUGGCUGUCUAAUUGAUUCUUUGUUUUUAAUAUUUAUUUUGAUUUUAGCAUCAAGCAAACAUUUUGUGGCCUUAGCAAUCAACCCCCCUCCCAAACGUUAAAUCCAGAUAUAAUACAGCUAUAGAGAUAUUUAACAAUUUAUUUGUGCAUUGAAUGUAUAGGAAAUUUCCAUGAUAUGAGUCUCUGUAUUAGGUUUCAAAUGCAUUCAUUGUUUGUGAAUGUUGGCUUGAGUACCUUUGUGUUUGGAAUAGAUAGGUGUAACUUCAGUCAGUGUGGCCCAGCCCAUCCUCAGCAAUAAAAGCCCAGACUAAAGAAGCUGUCUGAAUAAGCAUCCGCUCCUUACAUGGAGAGAAUUGCGAGUGGUGGCAGCAAAUGCUCACACAUGCAUAUUCGCAGCUUUGGCAGGCAGCGUGCAGUAACUGGAAAAUGUCUAUCAGUGUCACGCUCGCUGUUAUGAUGGCGUAAGUUUGGUAGCGUAGUUUCACAUGGCACACGGCUGUGAAUCAUCACCCCUAACCCUAAACAUGUCACACAGAGGGAUGAGUAUGUCUAACCUCAAAACUCUUUGUUCUCUGCUGGACCUAGCUGUCUGAAUCUAGGUGCCUAUUUCACCAUGUGUCCCUUAACUGCAGUUAAGCCUGUGUUUAUAUUUGCUUCUCAACAGCAUUUCUAUUAUUACUACUACUACUUUAUCUCAUUAGUAAUACCGUAUUGUACGUUUGUGUUUAAACAGAGAUGCUGAUGUGUAAUUGCACUAAAAGUUGUUUUGAGCUUUAUUUUGGAGUGUUGAUCUAGACUCAGGAAGACCUAUAUGUUCGGUCUGUGUUUGCACAUCGAGAGAUAUUUUAAGAGGACGAACACUUAAAAUUUUUUGUGGUAGAUAUUGUAGAAAGGUAUAAGGAUACCUUUGAUUGCUAAAAUGUAAGUUUUUGAUUAAUUCACAAGGAAUGGUGCAUAUAUAACUGACCACAGUUAAGGAUUAAAAAGGAUGAGGGACAAUUUAUUACAACGUAUUUAUUACAAAAUGAAUUACUGACUUAAAGCUUUAGCCAAAUAAUUGAGCUAAACGGAUCAAACUUGCAGUAUAAAUGCUCCCAAAAUACCUGUUGUGGUAUUCUGCUGAUCAUCCUGUAUUUGUUAGGAGGUAAUUUAAUCUCAUAGAGAACUGGUCUGUUUUACCUACUGUUACGCUAGUAAACUUAUAGACUAAAAAUCAAUAUGUUGCAAAAUUAUACAAAUAUGUAAUUUGAUUGUUUAUACUACCUAAUAUGUAAAUAGAAUUACAUACAAGUAAAGGUGUGAAUAAAAUCAAGCUGAACCCUGAAAUAUCAUCAUGUUUCUGCUUCGUUUUGUUUUGACACAGAUCUGUGUCCAUGCAUUUUUGCAUUGCAUUAUACCGUAUACUUUUACAUUUGUCUUUUCAUUUUUGCCUUUUCAUUAUCCUGUGCUAAGCAUGCAUUGCUGUCCAUUGACUGCAUGAAAUCAGAUCACAGGUAACGUCUAUAACAGUGACGCUGUCAUGGCUUGUGACUGCACAGGCAUAACUUUAAUUUCGAUUUGUUUGGUUGAUGGUCGGGUGUGCUGUUUUGCAGUGAAGACCACUUUAUGGUUCAUCUUUUCCGCAUUUAAUUAAAAAAAAACACCAACUGAAAGUUUAAAGACUAAUAGAAAAUAAGUCAGCAUCAGAGUCUGGUACUUUGGAGAGAUUUUAAGCACACAUACAUAUAAAGUCCAGUGGUGAAAAUGUAUUAUUCAACACCAUCGCUGAGUACUUUAUCAUAAUUAUUUGAGUUUUCCAAAGACAUCUCUUUCGCGGAUUGAAAAUGCUUUGGUUUGCUGUGUCAAAAAUGCGUAACCAAUCAUAUUUUAACUCACAUGUGCUGAACUCGCAUGCAGUGUGUAAUAUUCUAACCUGCUAAGAUUAGCGUUAAAAACAAUUGACCCUUCGAUAAGCCCCACCUUCCUUAGUUACUGUUGCUACGCCUGACAAGCUUUCACGUCUGGCAAGAGUCUAUUACAGUAUGUUUGCACCGGUGUCAGACAUUCCCAAGGACAUAAUUAGUCAUUUUUGGCAAAUAGGUGAAAUAUCUGAGAGAGCAAGACAAAAAGGACUGCAGUAUGCUUUCAAGGGAUAUAUCCACAACUAAAUAUGAAACCGAUUAGAAAAUAAUUUUAUCAAAAUUAGCCUAAAGCCUAUAGAUUAACACAAUCCAUAUGUACAAUGCUUCAGCAUGUUUCCCUUGCUCAAAAUCUUAUCAGACCUCCCGCGAUUAAUUACGUUGAUAAAUCACGAUUGGCUUGUUGCGGUUUUUGGGCGUGGCUUAGCGAAGGGUUAAAGAGUAACUAAACUCUGAUCAGAGCCUGACUCCACCCACUAGCAAUAUUUAAAAAAAUGCAAGAAAAGUGGGUAGACACCAACGGUAUGGAAGGCCGUUAAAGCAAAAACGUGUUAAAAUGUCGUGGUUUAACACGUUUUUGCUUUAAAGGCCUUCCAUACAACAGAGAUAAAGGGGACGAACUGAGCUCGUACUAAGUGUGUGGAGAGAUCGUAACAAGGGCAUGGUGAGCUUGAACCUGCUUAUGUAGGGUCGUACCGCUUACAUCACGCAGUACCGCAACAUCCAACAGGAAAAUUAAACUGCAGUAGCCACCAUUCAACCUGAAGGGUGCAGCACUCAGACGUUUUACACCAUAUAGGCUAUUGUAGCAUUGAAACACUUUAAACCCAAAUGUCAAAAAAGUUACUCAAAUCAAUGAACAGCAUUAAUAAAGCCCUAUUCUUACAGAUCAUUAACUAAAAAAAGUUGGUUUAGGGUUUAGUCACUCUUUAAUUAGUGCUCCAAAAGUGCAGUUAAUGUAUGUAUUUGUGAAACCAGAUUUGGCAGUUAUGUACUGAAACUACAUUGCAUAAAGCAAAAUGUGUUUUUUUUUUUGUAUUUGAUGUCGUUAUUCAAUAAAAAAAAAGUUAUGUACUGAAACUACCGAAAUUAGCAUCUAUUUGCGUGUAAGAAAGGGUGGAUGCAGGGCCUAAUUCGCAUAUUCAUAUCUAUGGUCUGAGCUGUGCGAUUGAGUAGAGGCGAAGACUAAUUAGCAUAUUCAUAGAUCCGCGUAUACUAAAUGAGGGAAUUGCAUUUAAAACGAGCAGUUUUAACGCUUUUAGAAAUUACUGUCACAGGAAAAACUUUUACAUAUACUAUUAUGAUGCUCAAAGUUUUAACUGAAAAAAUUAUUGACCACAGGAAGACUUUAACUUGUAUAUAAGAUUAAAUGGCACCGAAAGACGAGAUUGAGGUCCACUCAAAAUGAUUCUUUCAGAACAGAAGCAGAUAGUUUUAUAAGCGAGAUAUAUUUAAAGGUUUUUAAAGUUCAUGAAAGAAUAUAAGACUAAAAUAUUAAGAUAAUUCGACCUUGCAUGACACUUGCUUGUUGCAGUGUGAGGCUUCAGAAAGCUAUUAAGAGUCCUAAAUUUAGAAAUUGUAUCAUGAAUAUAAUUAAAACAUGACUUUUAGUUGGCAAUUAGAAUGGCAAUUUCUGCCAGAUCACUAGGGGGUGCUAUAGUACUACACAUGCUUAAUUCCUGUAAUACAUGUUCUCAUCAGUUCAGAAUGUGUGUGCGGUCUUUAACAGUUACAGGGUAGCACGGUUUGACAUCACACACAAUAACUGCAGAAAAGAGACAAAUACCGACCUAGCUCUCCAAACAGUCAUUUCAUCAUAUGUCUUAAACCCAAACAGUCUGACACCCAGACUAAAAUAUGACUUGAAAUAGUGCUGUCUACAGUAAUAACAUGUGAGGACUUGAAGUGGUUUAAAUAACUCGAGGGAGAGUCACAGUAAAUCAUUUUGCUUUAAGAGUUAAACGUGUGCUGGUAGCAGGACUCUGGACGAGUGUUUCAUGUUUGUAGACGGCUCAACAGCUCUGUGUCUACCUGUAAACCAAACUUCUGGCUGCUCAAUACAAUUUUGUACUUUAGGUGUCAGGGUGGGAUGGUGAAAGAAUCUAUAUAUCUAUAUACUGUAUGUACUGUAUGUUGUUUGGGUUAUUUUAUUUUAAAAUCUUUGCUGAAAGCAAGUUAAAAAAUUUUAAAUAGUGCUCGAUGUAUUUAUAUUAAGUUUAGUAGGCCAAAGUGCAUACUUUCAAUAGUAGACAUUCUCUGCGUUCUUGUACUGUCUCACUAUUGUUCGUAAUUUUUGUAAAUUUGCAAACAGCCAAGAACUUGCUUAAGUUAUUUAAAGUCAUAUUUACAAUUUACCACAACAAUAUAUGUAUAUAUUCUACCAACAUAAAAAGUGUCCAGUGUUUUUACGGUCUAAGAAAGUUUCUUGAUUGUCUGAACGUUAGAGGAAUGUUAAAUUUUACCAUUUUUAAAUGUUAUGAUGAUAUCAAAA